Suillus paluster is the source of this 1056-nucleotide messenger RNA. RefSeq lists its product as uncharacterized. The record is from RefSeq and is a predicted model, not a curated record. Bases 1 to 1056 code for a protein of 351 amino acids. The transcript is spliced from 4 exons. Lineage: Eukaryota; Fungi; Basidiomycota; Agaricomycetes; Boletales; Suillaceae.
AUGUCCAAACGUAUGGCAUCUGAAUCUCAUGAUGAUGAACCUACCCCAAAACGCAUCAGGAAUCAUGACGGGACAAAAGUGCUGUCACCACUGGCAGAUCAUGGCGCAUGGCACAUUCUGGAACAAUACCUCACCACCAACAUGACCUACCCUCAGAUAGAGGUGUCCUUUUCUUCGUAUCUCGGCGAUCGAUACAAUGGGGACGAUUGGAAGGAUGCUCAUGAUGCUUUGUUCUCCAGUGACGGUGAUGACAGCCUCGCCUUGGAAAAUCUUCUCGCUGUGAAGGCCAGGCAUGCGCCCCAGGGCGCCUCUGGUCCAUUAAAUAUUGUGACCCCGCAGAAAGAAUCUGCCAUAUCAACAUCUGCACCAAAGGCAGCCAGUCGCUUGAAAAGUACAUGCAUCCAAAGACCAAAAAAUCCCUUUAUCAAUGACGAAGCAUCUGACGAUGAUGAGAAAGAGAAGGAGGAAGAAGAAGAGGAAGAAGAGGAAAACCCUCAGUCGGAGGGUGACGAUGGCCCUUCCGCACAGUCGUCAAACGUUACAAGCUUGCUAGGACCUUCAUCAGCCAAGGAUAGGUUAGCCAUAGCAAUCGAUCACAUCUUCGACAGGUAUGCAGAGAAUGCAUCUCAUAGAGCGGCCUCAUCCUACGGCGCGGUCCAAAGCAGGAUGUACCUUCUUCAUGUUCACAGAUCUGCCACGCAACAUGUUGCUGAACAUCUUAGGAGCAAUGGAUUUGCAGUUACCAUAUCACCUUGGAUACCAAGUCAGCUUUAUGCUGUCUCAGAUAGCCCUAGAACGAUCGCAAUAUCACUUAACUUCCUUUCUUCCUCUGUGAAAGAGUAUAUUCGCAUUUCGGAGGAAGAACAAGCAGCGGUCGAACGUUCACGCUCCACACUUCCCAACCCUGGGUGGGUGAAAAUCACACAAGGGAAAUAUAAGGGCGAUAUCGGCUAUGUCUUUUAUUCCAAGCAAUCGAAUGACUUGGUCGCAAUAUUAAUUCCCCCACGCGACUUCCCAUAUCACAUGCCUGCGAGAUCUGUGGUGCUGCUCGACUGA